Molecule: messenger RNA, 357 nt
Organism: Fonsecaea multimorphosa CBS 102226
Lineage: Eukaryota; Fungi; Ascomycota; Eurotiomycetes; Chaetothyriales; Herpotrichiellaceae
Exons: 1
Coding region: 1-357 (118 amino acids)
Source: RefSeq, a predicted model, not a curated record
AUGGCCGUUACUCAGUCCCUGAAGUUCGUCUUCGGUGCCGUGGCCACCGGCAUUGGGGGUCGAGUGGAGCGCAGGUAUGGUGGUAUGCAGGCAGCUGGCAUCGUUGCGGGUGUCCUCCUGGCACUAACUCUCCUUCUCGCUGUGGUCCUCUUCAGACGGCAGAGUGUCCAGAUGAUCCCAGUUCGGCAGGAUCAUGGAGUGGCAGAGGAAAAAGAAGAAUGGGAGCCUGUGAUUCUGGGUGAGCCAAGUGGAUUGACGCGCAAGAUCAAUAUCCUGGAGGCAGGCGAACUCAGUCGAUGGUCGGAGAUUCGACGGCGAAAUCGGCUGACCACUCGACCUGGGACGCGUGAGGUGUAG